GAAACAAACUCGGAUCCAGUGGACGGGGAGCCGAGCCGAGUCGGACCCGGAGGUUCUGCGCUCGGACCGGGAUUCGACGGCGCACACCUCCUGUUUGCUCAGCAGAGUUGGAGAUGGAGGGAAACUGCAGGAUUCCCUUUUUGCWCACGUGCAGCAGCAGCAGCUUCUUCCUGCUCUGGAUCUCCAUCGGCUUAAACUGGUCUGAGGGGUCUGCGGGGUCCCAGCAAGGGAUUCCUCUGUCAGUAGUAAAGCUUUGGGCCUCUGCAUUUGGUGGAGAAAUUAAAUCGCUUUCUGCAAAAUAUUCUGGAUCUCAGUUGUUGCAAAAGGAGCUGUGGUCCAUCACAGCCCCACGUUCGGGGGCCAACUCCAGUUCUGAGACCAGCCCCCCUGUUCGGAUCAGCAGCCGGAUCAGUCCCAAGAGCUCAGCUGCUUGUCUGUGGGAGGAAAGUGCCGGCAACAGAGGAAGUCCUCGAAAGUAUGGAGAAAGUGCGCAGACUGCAUUCAGAAAGCGGCUGCAGGCUCAAAACCCAAGCUCGUCGUGCCCUGAGCGGCUGGUGGAGGCGGCGGAAGAGGCGCACCAUCAGCAUGAAGACAACCCAGACCUGCAGUAUGAGUACUUCAACGCUGUGCUGAUCAAUGAAGUGGACGAGGAAGGCAACAACGUGGAGCUGGGAGGCGAGUUCAUCCUGGAGCCCAACGACCAUUUCAACAACCUCUCAGUCAACCUGAGCCUCAGUGUGGUGCAGGUGCCCACCAACAUGUACAACAAAGAUCCCGACAUCGUGAACGGGGUCUACUGGUCCGAGGCCUUGAACAAAGUCUUCGUGGAGAACUUUGAAAGAGAUCCGACUCUUAUCUGGCAGUACUUUGGAAGCGCCAAAGGUUUUUUCAGGCAGUAUCCCGGAGUAAAGUGGCAUCCAGACGAACAUGGCGUCAUCGGCUUCGACUGCAGAAAUCGGAAGUGGUACAUCCAGGCAGCAACGUCCCCCAAAGACGUGGUGAUUUUAGUCGAUGUCAGUGGAAGCAUGAAGGGGCUGAGGCUGACAAUCGCCAGACAGACUGUUUCCUCCAUCCUGGACACUCUGGGGGAUGAUGACUUCUUCAACAUCAUUGCAUACAAUCAGGAGAUCCACUAUGUUGAACCUUGUCUGAACGGUACUCUGGUCCGGGCCGACAGGACAAAUAAAGAUCAUUUCCGUGAACAUCUGGACAAGCUGUUUGCCAAAGGGAUUGGACUUCUGGGUGAAGCUCUGACCGAAGCGUUCAGCAUCCUGAACGAUUUUAAUCAGACAGGACAUGGCAGCGUGUGCAGCCAGGCCAUCAUGCUCGUCACUGACGGAGCGACGGAAAUGUACGAUGAUGUUUUUGAGAAGUACAACUGGCCAGAAAGAAAAGUGCGCAUAUUCCCCUACCUAAUUGGACGGGAGUCUGCGUUUGCUGAUAACCUGAAAUGGAUGGCCUGUGCCAACAAAGGGUAUUUCAGUCAGAUCUCCACUUUAGCUGAUGUGCAGGAGAAUGUGAUGAGGUAUCUUCAUGUCAUGAGUCGUCCAAAGGUCAUCGACCACGAACACGACACGGUUUGGACAGAAGCUUACGUGGACAGUGCUCUUACUCACGCAUAUAAGCUUAAUGACAAAUCAGGUCCAACUCUGACGACGACAGUGGCCAUGCCUGUGUUCAGCACAAAGAACGAGACGAAGAAUCAGGGUAUUCUGUUGGGGGUCGUAGGAACAGACAUCCCUCUGCAGGAGCUGAUGAAGCUCAUCCCAAAACAUAUGUUAGGAAUCCACGGYUAUGCAUUUGCCAUCACUAACAACGGCUACAUCCUGACACAUCCAGACCUCAGGCCUUUGUAUCAGGAAGGUCAGAAGAGGAGGAAGCCCAAUUACAGCAGCGUGGAUCUGUCUGAGGUGGAGUGGGAGGACAAAGAUGARAUUCUGCGCAACGCCAUGGUAAACAGGAGGACGGGGACUUUCUCUAUGGAGGUGAAGAGGACUGUGGACAGAGGGAGGCGUGUGCUCAAAAUGCACAAUGACUAUUACUACACUGACAUCAAAGGAACUCCGUUCAGUGUUGGAGUAGCUCUCUCAAGAGGUCAUGGGAAAUAUUUCUUCAGAGGAAACGUGUCCAUGGACGCAGGGCUCCGUGAUCUGGAACAGCCAGAUGUCGCCUUGGCAGAUGAAUGGACCUACUGCAACACGGAGGAGAAGCACGAGCACCGUCACCUGAGCCAGAUUCAAGCCAUAAAGCUCUUUAUGACGGGCCGCAAAUCACAUUUCAAAUGUGACAGAGAGUUGAUCCAGGAGGUGUUGUUUGAUGCGGUGGUCACUGCUCCUCUGAAGAACUACUGGAAUAGUUUGGCUCAAAACAAAUCAGAAAACCCAGACAAAGGAGUGGAGAUCGCCUUCCUGGGAACGCGGACCGGUCUGUCGAGAACCAAACAGUUUGUUCCCACUGAUCAGCUGUCCAAUCAGGACCUGCUGACGGCAGAGGACAAGGAGGGGGUGUUCAACGCAGAUCACUUCCCUCUGUGGUACAAGAGAGCCGCAGAGCUGGUCCCCGGCACGUUUGUCUACUCCAUCCCCUUCAGCACAGCGUUAGAAAACAAGAGUGUGGUUUUGGCCAGCACAGCCAUUCAGCUCCUCGAUGACAGAAAAUCUCCAAUUGUUGCUGCUGUAGGACUCCAGAUGAAGCUCGAGUAUUUUCAGAGGAAGUUUUGGACGGCCUGCAGACAGUGCACGGCUCUGGAUGGAAAGUGCAGCAUUAGCUGUGAUUCUGAGGACAUCAACUGUUACCUGAUUGACAACAACGGCUUCAUUCUGGUUACAGAAGAACAGUCUCAGACAGGACUCUUCUUCGGAGAGGUGGAGGGAGCUGUGAUGAACAAACUGCUCCAGAUGGGAUGUUUUAAAAGGAUCACCCUGUAUGACUAUCAGGCUCUUUGCAGAGAGUAUGCUGGGAGCAGCGACAGCGCACGCACUUUAUCAGAUCCUUUUUCUGUGGUCAAGUGGCUGCUGACGGAACUCAUCAUUUUUCUGCUAGAAUUUAACCUGUACAGCUGGUGGAACGUCGAUCUGUCAGUGAAAGCUCAGAGAUCUGGCAAAACCAUGAUGGUGCCUUGUGACACAGAAUACCCUGCCUUUGUCUCCGAACGCACCAUCAAAGAAACGACAGGGAACAUCGAGUGUGACGGCUGCGUCAGGUCUUUUGUCAUCCAGCAGAUUCCCAGCAGCAACCUGUUCAUGGUUGUUGUUGACAACAAGUGUGACUGCAGCAGUAUUCCUCCGGUAACCAUGGAUCCCAUCGAGAUCAUGUACAACGAGUCGUUAAAAUGUGACAGACUGAAGCUUCAGAAGGACAGAAAAAAGCCAGAAUCGUGUCAUCCUUUCCACCCUGAGGAAAAUGCCAUGGAAUGUGGCUCAGCCUCUCGUCUCUCCAAUUGUCUGGCGAUAAACCUGCUGUCUCUGGUAGCAGCAAGCAUCAGCAGGUGACCCUGAGCUGCAGAACGUGCCGUCAGUAAGAACUGACCCAACAAGAAGGCGCUUAGAAACACAUAGAGAUCAUGACUGAACAGAACUGACUUUGUUCACCUCUGCAGCCGGCAUUAUUCUAUACGACAAAGUCUUUUCCAGUAGCACCGAGACGCACAUCUAUUAACGCAGAAAACACUAAAUAGUGAGAGAAUAAGCCGAGUGCUUGGUGACUUUGCAGAUCUGUAGACUGAGAGUUUGUCCUGUCGUUCUUAAAUGUGCGCUGAAUUUAUUUAAAGGGAAAAAUGCCAAAUGAGUGAAGAGCUUUCUUGUCUAAAUCUAAACAUGUUCACUGUGUAAAGGACGAUAUUAAAACUAAAUGUUCGGAUUUUGUUUGUGAGAGAAUAAUAAAAGAAUGUAAAAAAGCACUGUGAGCUAUGAAAAGAAUAAGGAGAAGCCUAUUAUUUUGGCAGUACAUCUGAAAAAACAUACUGCUGUGCAUUUGUGGUUUUGUUUGUCUAAAUGUCUUUUUGUUAGAUUUAUAACUAAAACCAUUUUGUGUCACAGAGAAUAGAGAAAAAAAAUGUUUAUACUGAGGGUGAUUUAUUCUGCCAGUUCCUCCUGGUUUAAAAGAUGUUUAAGAAAAGCUAUAUGCAUGAUGAAGAUGCAACUGUGUGUUUAAAGAAUGUUACAUCGGUGUAUUCAGCCAUUUGUCAAAAAGUUCAUAUAAUCUUCAACACGUGUCUAAGAAAGCCGAUGAAUAAACCGGAAGAAAUAUUUUCCUUCAUUUGCA
Molecule: messenger RNA, 4263 nt
Organism: Austrofundulus limnaeus
Lineage: Eukaryota; Metazoa; Chordata; Actinopteri; Cyprinodontiformes; Rivulidae
Product: voltage-dependent calcium channel subunit alpha-2/delta-3
Cellular component (GO): voltage-gated calcium channel complex
Molecular function (GO): voltage-gated calcium channel activity
Source: RefSeq, a predicted model, not a curated record